CAAAGACGUGCAAUGUCCAAUCCGAACGUACAAUGACUGUUUCAUUAUCUCUCCCCCUAGAUAUUUUCAAUGUACUUGGACUAUAGCAUCACUCCGUCGAUCCUAGUGUAUAUAUUUUAGACUAGGCCUUCCAGGAGCUUAUUUUGGAUUGUUCGCUUGAUCCUGUGGGUCUUCGACAGAUGUCCUGUAACACUUGUGGCCCUUUCUACAGAUUUGAGCAGUAUCCUCGUUGAUUGUCUCGUAGUUUUCACAGCCCCUUUAAAACCAAGGCAGCUAUCGCUCUCGAGAGCAGUGGAUUGAAUAUCUGUAAGUUUUGAUAGCAGUACUUGGCUAUUGAACUUUAGAAUGGAGCUGGAUCAAGUCUAGAAAUCGAUCCCAUAGUCAUCUGAGUUAAGGUCCAAAUUUCACAUUUUUGGAGGAAAUCCAGUCCAAAAAUUGAAAUUGAUUUUGAGGCUCGACUCACUCCUCGUCCAGGAAAUCAAGAGCAACAUCGAGAGGUGAUCGAACAGAGGGUCGAUCGAUGGCCGAGUCUACUCCACUUCUGAAGGCAUCUGAUUUGCCACUGAAGGAGAUCCCUGGAAGCUAUGGACCGGUUUUCUGGGGCGCGUUCAAAGAUAAAAUGGACUUCUACUGGAGAGAAGGAACUCCAAAGUUUUAUGAAACCCGAAGGGACAAGUACAAAAGCACUGUCUACCGAACGAAUGUGGCGCCAGGACCACCAGGAUUUUCCAAUCCGCAAGUGGUGAUGCUGUUGGAUCAGAAGAGCUAUCCCAUCCUCUUCGACGUCAGCAAAGUGGAAAAGAGAGAUGUAUUCACAGGGACUUACAUGCCCAGCACCAAGUAUAACGGGGGAUACAGAAUCCUGCCCUACUUAGACCCGUCCGAGGAGAAGCACACCAAGACCAAAGAGUUCUGUUUCGAUGUGCUGAAAUUGAGUGUCCCUCGUAUACUUCCCUCGUUCCAUUCUGCUAUUUCCGAAUGCUUCAAUAGCUGGGAAGCUGCUCUGGCAAAAUCAGGUAAAGUGAAUUUCGCCACUGCUCUAACGCCGGCCACUUUCAAAUUCAAUGUCAAAGCUUUCAUAGGACGCGAUCCAACUGAGGCUGGCACCAACAGCUUAGGCACCUCGGGUCCGACUUAUACACAGCUCUGGCAGUUCCCCCAGAUUGCUCCUAUCCUCGUCGUUCCAGUUCCUAAGAUACUGAUACCCUUGGCUGAGGUUGUGGUGCACACCUUCCCAAUCCCGUUCCUCUUCGUGAAAUACUUCUACGGGAAGCUGACCAAGUUUUUCCAAACUUACGCCACCGAGCUUCUGGACCUUGCGGAGAGUAAACACGGUCUCGGACGGGAGGAAGCUACCCACAAUCUGCUGUUCUACACCUUAUUCAACUCAUGGGGAGGGAUCAACAUUUUCUUCCCGGGAAUGCUGAAGAGACUCGGAGCCUUGAGCCCAGAGGAGCAGCUCGAGGUAGCGAACGAUGUGAGAAAGGCCAUCAGUGCGGAAGGAGGACUGACCCUGAAAGCCCUGAGUCAGAUGACGCUGGUGACAUCUCUGGUCUACGAAGCACUUCGCAUCGACCCGCCGGUGCCGUUCCAGUACGCUCACGCGAAGAUGGAUUUGGUCAUCGAGUCGCACGAUUCUUCGUUCAGCGUGAAGAAGGGAGAGAUGCUGGCAGGCUACAUGCCUCUGGCAUGCAAGGAUCCCGUAGUCUUCAAGGAGCCCGACACGUUCCUCCCCAAGAGGUUCAUGGGAGACGGCUCCAAGCUCUUGAAGUACGUUCUCUGGUCGAAUGGGCCUCAAACAGAGGAGCCAUCGACGAGCAAUAAACACUGCGCAGGCAAGGACUUCAUCCUCACCAUGGGCCCACUGUUUGUCGCUGAGAUUUACUCCAGAUACGAUUACAUGCAGAUCGACGCAGAUGGCAACUUGACCAUCUUGACGAAGAAGAGGAUCCCGAGGCGUGCAUGAGCUCGGUCGAAUUCCUCGUGCUCGGAAAUUCUUGUCAUCUGUCACAAGACACGUUAUCUUUGUUGGAUUCCGGCUAUGAAGCGCACAAACUCUCAAAAGAUGAUGAUGUUGAUCAUCAGUAUGCUUCAGCAUGAGCUUGAAGGAGUAGUCUUCUCCAGUGAUCGGAAUUUCAUCGACGUGUGUACUCUGGCUUUUUUUGCCUCGUGACAUGUUCACAUUUUUGUCGUUGUGAAGUCUUCAGAACAGCUAGAGUUGCGGAGCAUGUACAUGCCCCACGAGAUCGAGACAAGACGGUACAGAAAUCUACUGACUCGUCCCUCCAUGAUUGCGACGAGCUCCGCAGAUCUAGCUCCACGAGCGUUGGUAUCAACUGAACGACUUUGGCCCCGUCCAGUGUGACUGUACAUAUCUUUUCUUCGCCCUCCAUGACCAAGAUUAGAGCUGUAAUUUCUUCGUCAGGAUUCUCUUUGAAUUAGUGUGUAAGGCCCUGGUUGAGUUCUGUAAGUAGUUGUAUACCAAUAUGAAUUGAUGCUCGUCAGCAGCUUCGCCCAAUUUUCAGAAAUUGUAUCUUCUGCAAUUGUUCCAUCUUUCAUGACAACCGAGGUUAUAUAACUGACAUGGAUCACAAUGUUUCCGACAACUCCAUCAGAUAUGAGAUGAUGAUUGCCAUCCCCAGUUGUGUAAAUGCGCAAUAUGAAAAUUUAACUUUCUAACAUCGCAGUUGUGCGGGCAUUUUUAACAUGUACACUUGAAUUCCAAAUGCUGGAACAACGCAUUUGAAACUAUAGCUUCAUC
Molecule: messenger RNA, 2761 nt
Organism: Marchantia polymorpha subsp. ruderalis
Lineage: Eukaryota; Viridiplantae; Streptophyta; Marchantiopsida; Marchantiales; Marchantiaceae
Source: the annotation of a GenBank genome assembly